AUGUCCGCCGCGUGCGCCGCCUCAGCGGUGAUGGUGACCCGCGCGGUCGCAAAGACCACCCACGGGCGCGUCAGCCGGCCCGCCGCGGGUCCCGCCGCCGCCGCUCGCCGCCGCUCCGUCGCGACGCGCGCGGUGAAGCUCGCCACCGGCGAGGUCCUCGACGUCAAGCCCGUCCCGAUGAGGGUCGGCCACGGCUUCGACCUCCACCGCAUGGAGCUCCUCUCCGAGAUGCCCGAUCUCGAGCUCUGGCUCGGCGGGAUCAAGCUCGAGCACGAUCGCGGGUGCGUCGCGCACUCCGACGGCGACGUGCUCCUCCACUGCGUCUUCGACGCAAUCACCGGCGCGCUCGGGUUGCCGGACAUCGGGCAGUGCUUCCCCGACAACGACCCUAAGUGGAAGGGGUGCACGAGCGACGUGUUCAUCAAGGAGGCGGUGCGUUUGAUGCGGGACUCCGGGUACGAGAUGGGCAACAUCGACUGCACCAUCAUCGCGCAGCGGCCCAAGAUCUCCCCGCACAAGAAGGCCAUCAAGGAGAACCUCGCCAAGCUGCUGGAGUGCGACGAGGGGCUGGUGAACGUCAAGGCGAAGACGCACGAGAAGGUGGACUCGCUCGGCGAGAACAGGAGCAUCGCGUGCCACACCGUGUGCAUGCUCGUCAAGGCGCGCAGUGGAGGCGAAGACGGGUUUACGCAAAGCAACAAAAAUCUGUUCGUAAUAACACUUUGUAUAUACGGGCGCUACGGCUCUUCAUCCGCUAUUGGCGUUGGAUGA
This is a messenger RNA of Micromonas commoda, 771 nucleotides long. Its product is annotated as 2-c-methyl-d-erythritol 2,4-cyclodiphosphate synthase. NCBI's taxonomy places the organism in Eukaryota, Viridiplantae, Chlorophyta, Mamiellophyceae, Mamiellales, Mamiellaceae. Gene Ontology annotation, biological process: terpenoid biosynthetic process. Gene Ontology annotation, molecular function: 2-C-methyl-D-erythritol 2,4-cyclodiphosphate synthase activity. The transcript has 2 exons. The record is from RefSeq and is a predicted model, not a curated record. Bases 1 to 771 code for a protein of 256 amino acids.